Ceratina calcarata is the source of this 1751-nucleotide messenger RNA. Its product is annotated as zinc finger protein-like 1. Lineage: Eukaryota; Metazoa; Arthropoda; Insecta; Hymenoptera; Apidae. The coding region runs from base 183 to 1145 and encodes 320 amino acids. The transcript is spliced from 3 exons. Gene Ontology annotation, cellular component: Golgi apparatus. The record is from RefSeq and is a predicted model, not a curated record.
AUGCCAGACGACGUGGCCGAUGGAACAUGGAAGCCGUGUCGCAUAAUGUAGCUCGAGUUUUCGUAAGACUGCGAUAUGUCAUGUCAAACUGAUCAUUUGUAAAGGUGUUUUUAAUAAGCCGGAUCCUCGUUUGGUCUCCCUAAUUUAUUUAAUGUGACAAACGUGAACAUUCGAACCGAAUCAUGGGGUUGUGCAAGUGCCCGAAGAGAAGAGUCACAAAUCUAUUUUGUUUUGAACACCGUGUCAAUGUUUGCGAACAUUGCAUGGUUACAAAUCACCCAAAGUGUAUCGUACAAUCGUAUAUUCUGUGGCUGCACGAUCACGAUUACAAUCCAAUUUGUACACUAUGCUCAGAGAAUUUAAGCGAAGGGGAUUGUGUCCGGUUGACUUGUUAUCACAUGUUCCAUUGGGUGUGUUUGGACAAGUUUGCCAGGGAAUUGCCAGCAACGACAGCACCAGCUGGAUACACGUGUCCAAGUUGUAAGGAAAGAAUAUUUCCUGAUUCAAAAUUGGUUUCCCCUGUGGCCGACGUGCUCAGAGAAAAAUUGGCUGGCGUAAAUUGGGCACGUGCUGGCUUAGGUUUACCUCUGCUCAGUGAAGACAGGGAACAGAAGCCUGAGCAAGAUCACGGUUCGUCCAGAACUGAAACCACGUCCUAUCAGAACCAUUCAAUAAAUGCUUCAUCAUCGACUACAGCUACUUCGCGUUCCAACAGUAGCGUUAAUUCCGUGCACAGCAACAUGAACAAUGUGCAUUUAAACAAUCAAAAGGUUGGACCACCCUAUUCGAUUGUAAAUAUCGAUUCAUCAAUGGGAAUGUCCCAGUCGACGUCGAGAAAAGUCUGUGAGGCUUACGACGAUCCGAAGGAAAUAUCGUUCGAUCACGACGAGAAUAAAUACAGAAGGAAAUCCGCCAUCGAAUGGUUUCUGAGGUGGUGGAAACUAGUGAGUCCGCCGACUCGGCGGAGAAACGCCCCCGGAUCGAUAUACAAGAGAUACGCGAUGUUUGGUGUCAUGGGAAUAUUGGCUUUUAUUGGAAUACUAAUUUUAUUCUCAUGGCUCGGAAGAAUGGCUACGGAAGGUGACCCGAGUUACGAUCUUCGCGAGAACCCUAAUGUUCUGGUCGCCGGUAAUCCUGGUAUUUAAUAUAUUCCGGCCUUCAAAAUGAAAAUCCAAACGAGACCAUGAAAAUAUUAAAUGAACCAAGAGAUGAGACGUGCAGUGCAAUUAUCGAACACGCAUUAAUAGGAACUUGUAAAAUAAGUAUUCAGAUCGGCUACCAGUCGAUAACGUGUUAACAACAAUAUGAUUUGAUAGCUUGAAGUACAGUGUACUGCUAGCCUUAAUAUUUGUUAAUUUUUAUGUAAAAUAUACCGUAACACUAAGCUGUAUAUUACGCUCUGUAAAGACUCGUAAAUUUACAACGUUUUCCGUAAUGAUCAUACAAUAUCGUUAGUUUUUUAUACUAUUAAAAUUAAUUAAAAACGAAAAGAGAUAUAAAAAAAAUCGCUGCCAGUCCCGUUGAAAUCAACGAGGAAUCAACUGAGGGCAUAAAACACUUUGUAAUUGUGAUACCGACUCGAAUUAGGGACGCACCAUUACUUUGCGUUAUUACAUUUAUUUUAAAUCAUAGAUGUAAUUUAUUAAAAAUGUAGACCUUAUAAUAUCCAUCAGAAUAUUUUCAUUCCCACUCAAGGGAGUGCAUACCUAUGUAUAUAUUAAAAAAAAAAUACAUCAUGUUGUCCAUCAACA